Molecule: messenger RNA, 2043 nt
Organism: Penicillium taxi
Lineage: Eukaryota; Fungi; Ascomycota; Eurotiomycetes; Eurotiales; Aspergillaceae
Product: guanine nucleotide exchange factor SEC2
Exons: 3
Coding region: 1-2043 (680 amino acids)
Biological process (GO): exocytosis
Cellular component (GO): cell tip; Golgi to plasma membrane transport vesicle
Molecular function (GO): guanyl-nucleotide exchange factor activity
Source: RefSeq, a predicted model, not a curated record
AUGAUGGCGGAUUUAAUUGCCUUCCAAACGUAUCGCUACAGUAAUUUCAUCCCCUCCAACAUGAUUCCGCGAUCGUCUCACAAGCGAUCGUUGUCCGAUCAUCGAACCCUAUUUGCCGACAAGACUGUCAUGAAGGCCAAGUCAACUACCGAUCUCUCCGACACCCUUUCUUACCCCUCCGACUCUCACCCAAGGUUUCAGGAGAGUGAUUUCAACACCCUGCAGGAUCCACGAUUGGCUAUUGGCGCGGAGAUUUCACCGUCACCCUCCUCGACGACUCAUCACCCUGACUUGAGCAACGAGGUCGCAGCCCUAAGUGUGAAAUUGAUACAGGCGAUCAACAACCAGACCUCCUUGGAUGACGAUUUGGCCGCUACACGUCAGGAGCUGGAGCUAGCCCAAGGCAAAAUACAAGCUCUAGAAUUCCAGAAUGAGAAAUACCGAAGAGACCUUGAAAACAAGGUCUAUGUAAAAAAGGCCGAUGUCGACCUCGAAAUUGCGCAAUUGAAGGCUCAGCUCGCGCAGGAGAAGGCACAGCGUACCGCCGCCGAAACUGGAACGCGGACCAUGGAGCAGGAGCUGGAGACCCUUACCGCGGACCUCUUCGUGGAAGCCAAUAAGAUGGUUGCGGCCGCUAAAAUUGAACGGGAAGCGGUGGAAAAAAAGAACGAACAAUUGCGAUCGCAAGUAAAAGACACCGAGUUACUCCUCGCCUCAAAUCAGGAUCAGCUAGCGGAGCUUAAGUCGCAUAUGCAAGGGAUGGACUUUUCCAAAGAUGACACAGAUACUCGCACAAUCGCUUCUACUGCACCUCCUUCCCCAGCAAGACUUCCACAGGCACCUGGGUCUGCCAAUCGAGGGCUUGACUUUGCUCCAUGCGACCCCGAAGAGCUGACGCCUGGUCCAUCUUGCAAUUUCCCCAAUAUUCUCCGCAUGAUAUGCCGCACUGAUUUGCAAGCCUACGAUGACUUCCGGGAGCUUUUGUCACUUUCACGAAACUCCAAGCCUCCGAGUCGCGCAGGAAGUGGGUCAUAUGGCGGCUUGAAUGUUAUGAGUCUAGCUGGUUUUGGAUCUGGAUCUGCCACAUCUUCUCCUACAAAGGUCUUCGCCAACUCUCCAAGUGGCAGUCUUUCCUCGCAAACCGGCUCGCAUAUUCCACUCAAAGAAACCCGGUUUUAUAAGCGGGUGAUGUUGGAAGAUAUCGAACCAACCUUGCGACUUGACUUGGCUCCUGGUGUUUCAUGGCUCGCCCGUCGCACUGUGCUAAGCAGCAUUUGUGAAGGUAGCCUUGUCGUGGAACCUGUACCAGCAAUGGUAAAGAAAUAUGAACUACCGUGCUCGGUGUGUGGUGAACGCAGACCGGGUUCUCACAACGAACGAACCCACCGCUUCCGAACGUCUGAGAAUGAAAACGCUCAGCGGUACUCGCUGUGCAUUCAGUGCUUGGAACGAAUCCGUUCUUGUUGUGAAUUCACGGGCUACUUACGCCUCAUCCUUGAUGGACAUCUCCGCGCCGGGGAUUCCGAAGAAGAGAAGGAAAUUUGGGAGGAAACCGUUCGUCUAAGAGAGCGGAUGUUCUGGUCUCGUAUUGCAGGAGGCAUUGUUCCCCUGGUUACUCGACCAGCUGAUUUUGAAGAAGAUUCAGACAACACUGUAUCCAACUCCAAUGAAAUGGAGGAUUGCGAUGGCAAACAUCUUCAGCCUUCGAAUAGCACUGCCAUUGAAUCUAAAUUGCCAUCAGUCGAAGAGGCAACUGCAGACGAGCUUGAGUUUGCUGAGAUUGAACCCCAUAAUCUCGAUUCUGAUGCGCCCCGGCCCGUAACUCCUGACAUCGUAGAGAGUGGAGACGGGGAAUAUGCAUCUGACGUGCCGCAAAAGCGAAACUCCACUGAUUCUACGUACUCUGUUGAAUCCGAAGUCAGCGUCUACGAAGAAGCCAGUACUGAUGUCGAGACUGACACUCCUAAACUUGUCGUCGACCACUCAGAACCCACCCCCGAAAAUGACGAUCACACUGAAGCCAAGGACCCAUCCAGUUCCUAA